Molecule: messenger RNA, 4557 nt
Organism: Ictalurus furcatus (blue catfish)
Lineage: Eukaryota; Metazoa; Chordata; Actinopteri; Siluriformes; Ictaluridae
Gene: dsg2l
Product: desmoglein 2 like
Exons: 14
Coding region: 1582-4557 (991 amino acids)
Biological process (GO): homophilic cell-cell adhesion
Cellular component (GO): desmosome; plasma membrane
Molecular function (GO): calcium ion binding
Source: RefSeq, a predicted model, not a curated record
GCGUGCCUCUAUGCUGAUGAAGAGCGCGCACGGAGUCUGUCUCUUAGCCGUUCUCCUCGCACGGGCGGAAGCGCGUCCUUUUAUCCUCUUCCGCCGUCGCCUGAGUGGUGGAAUUUCCCCGACGGACUCCCCAAUCGCCGGCCGGUGUAGCGUCGACGGUCCCGCCCCACCCUGACGGUCCUUCAGUCUGAUAGUGUGUUUGGCACGAGGCUGUCCGCUUCGUGCCGGUGCGGCAGUCGGGGAAGGAGCGACUUUCUUAUUAUGUGCGCCGGCUGUCGGUCCGUCGCGACAAUAUAUAUAACUUCUGUAUGAGAUUAUAUGCAUUUCGUAAGUCCAGCUUGGUGACUAUGCGUGCCUCUUAGAGUUCCUCUAGGGCUAAUGGAUGUGUGGCCAGUGGAAGGGGGUAACAAUAUGUUAGGGUGACUUGAUUUAAUCCCCGAUAGUCAAUGCAUGGCCUGAGUCCACCCUCUUUCUUCUCCGCAAAAAAGAAUCCCAUUAAUGUGGGUGAUGUGGAGGGUCAAAUGUAGCCCUGUUUAAGUACCUCCUCAAUAUACUCUUCCAGUAUGGCCCGAUUCUUAGUGGCUGUCAACAGAUAAAUGCAGUUGGGUGGUGGUGUGGUGACUGCCGUGAGCUCUGUCGUAAGUAGGAUGAGGGGGUAAGAUGAUGGCUUUGACUCUAUUAAACACGUCCUGGAACUUCUCGUAACAGGUAAGAAUUUCCACCUAAUGUAGUGAACGUAGGUUGUGAAAGUGCAUCCAGGGAAAUCCGAGGAUGACGGGGAAUUUAGUUAUAGUGAUGACACCUGCACAUCUAUAUAGUUAUCUAAUCAGCCAAUCGUGUAGCAGCGCAAUGCAAAAAAUAACGCACACACCGGUCAAGAGCUUCAGGUAAUGUUCAUAUCAAACCUCAGAAUGAAGAAAAAGUGUGAUCUUUUUUGCGACUUGAAUUUGUUGCAUGGAUUUUUGUACUAGAUGGGCCGGUUUGAAUAUUUCAGAAAUUGCUAAUCUCCUGGGAUUUUCACACACAAGAGCUGCUAAAACUUACACAGAAGGGUGCAAAAAAAAACAAAAAACAUUGAGUGAGCAACACUUCUGAGGGUGGAAAUGCCUUGUUAAUAAGAGUGGUCCGAGGAAAAUGGUUCGAGCUUCCAGGAAGGAUAUACUAACCGUGGUGAGCAGAAAAGCAUCUCAGCAUGCACGCAACAUCAAUCCGUGCAGUGGUUGGGCUACAGGAGCAGAAAACCACACCGGAUUCUACUCCAUUCAGCCAUGAACACUAAUCUGAGGCUAUCAUGGGCACAGUUUUCACAUGAUCUCAUUUUACUUCCUUAUGUAUUUCAUAAACAUUUAUGAUUUUUCCGUAACGGAAAACAUUAACGUGCAUUGUAGAGUAUUCCAGCAGCAGGAUUGAGGAAGCUCUCAGAUAGCUACACCAGUGUGACUUCCUCCCUGCAUUGACCAAUGGUGACUCAGGCUCCACCUGCACUCAGGACACAAAACCGAGAGCUCCAGUUUCAGCACUCGCACUAAAACACAACAUUAACACACUCACAUCCUGCUACUUUUGUGGAUUACUGUUUUGAUGGCGACAUUUCUGACUUUCUGCGUUUUAAUAACCACGUUUUGUACGACUGUAAUCUGGGCUGAAGCAAGUAAAGAAGAGCUGCGAACGCUCAAUCGACAGAAAAGAGAAUGGAUCAUCCCUCCAAAGAAACUGGUCGAGAAUGUGGAUUAUACCACAGGUGAUUUCAUUGCCAAAAUCCGAUCGGAUGAAGAGACCAGGACGGAUGUGGAAUAUUCUCUAAUAGGAGCUGCAGUGGACGAGGGAUUAUUCAGCGUAGGCAGAAAGAAUGGCUACGUCAAGAUCCAUGGCAUCUUGGACAGAGAGAAAACCGCUAGUUAUGAACUCAAAGGGAGAGCUACGCUAAUAAAUGGAAAACUUGCUGAAAGGGACCUCGAUUUGAAAAUCAUAGUUUUAGACCAGAAUGACAACGCCCCUGAGUUUAAAGUUCAGAUGAUUGGUUCUGUUUACGAGCUCAGUGAUGACGACACCAGUGUAAUUGCAAUCCAAGCUGACGAUGCUGACGAGCAAGGCACGGUACAUUCACAAAUCACCUACAGGGUUAUACAGCAGAAGCCGGCUGGAGAGAUGAUGUUCCAAAUAGACCAAUCAUCUGGUGAAAUCAGAGUCAAAAUGAACACUCUGGACCGAGAGAAACAAGAAACGUACCAACUGAUCAUCACAGGUACAGACAUGAAAGGAGCCAUGGAUUAUGAUCCCAAAAACAGACCACUGACAGGAACAGGGACCGUGACCAUCAACAUACUUGAUGUCAAUGAUAACAUCCCCAUAUUAGAGAAGAACUCAUACGAGGGUAGUGUGGAGGAGAAUAUCAAGAAUAUUGAAGUGAUCCGUGUUAAAACUAUAGACAAAGAUAAGCCCCACACUGAGAACUGGGAGGCUGUGUACACCAUCAUCUCAGGGAAUGAAGCCGUUCACUUCAACAUCACCACCGACCCCGAAACUAACGAGGGCAUCCUGGUGGUCACUAAGGAGCUGGACUAUGAGGAGAGGAAAGAGUUCAAUCUGACACUGGAGGUCAACAACAAGGCAGCUUAUCACAAGUCAGUGAUUGUCAAGCGCAUAACCUACACUAUUAAUAUCAAAGUAGUGAACAUGCCCGAAGGCCCUCAUUUCAAACCCCCUGUCAAAGUCGUCUCCAUCUCUGAAGACCACAAAACGAUCGGCCUGAAGACGGUCAUCACUACGUACACGGCCACGGACAGCGAUACAAUGUUAACCGCCACUAACGUCAGGUAUUUAAAAGGAGAAGAUGUGGACAGCUGGGUGAGCAUUAAUGAGCAAACAGCCGAGAUCAGACUCAACAAAUAUCCAGACCGCGAGUCCAAGUUCCUGAUCAAUGGAACGUACUACGUCAAAAUCUUAUGCAUCACCAAUGAUUUUGUACCCAAAACUGCGACAGGAACUCUUGCAAUUCAGGUGGAGGAUUUCAACGACCACUGUCCGAUUCUGACCAGCUCAGUCCAAACGCUGUGUUACAGCAACCGCGUAGUGUACGUCACAGCCACGGACGGGGAUAAAUACCCCAACGCAGACCCUUUUACAUUCACAGUGGUUACCAAGGACACAAAGGAGAAAUGGAGCUCUGAGCGUCUUAAUGAAACAACAGUCAUUUUGCACAGCCAGGAGAUCCUGUGGCCGGGACGCUACACAGUUGGACUGGAUGUCCAAGACCAGCAGGGAAAGUCCUGCGAGGUUCAAAAGCUUCAGGUAACCGUGUGCACAUGCACUGAGGAGCAAGUGUGCCGACCCCAGAGACGGAGCAGCACCAACACUGUACUGGGAGCAGGUGGAGUUCUGGUACUACUGCUAGGAAUCCUGCUUCUCUUGUUGAUUCCGGUGCUUUUGCUGUUGUGUGAAUGUGGAGGAGCUGCAGCUUUUGGUAAUUUCCAGGCCUUUCCAUUCGAACAAGAACAGCACCUCAUCACCUAUCACACUGAAGGCCAAGGAGAGGAUAAGGAACUAUCAAUGCUGCAUCACGUACCCGUGAAUGUAAACGGUGGCAGCAAUGGGAAAUUGGUAGCUGGAUGGGGAGCACGUGAAGACUCGAAGAAAUAUGGAUGGGAAUCUCAAGAGGAAUACCAGUGGCAUGUCGACCAGUAUAAAGGUUUCAUUGUUGCUAAAAAGGCAACUGUAAAGGGAGGACAUUAUGAGCGUUGUACAGUGAGCAACUUCAGUCUCAUUGCUCUAUCCGAGACCUACUUAGGCAACUACUAUGCAAAGAAAGUACAAGAAAAGGCACUGCAGGAAGCUAGUACAAACCAGGUGCUCGUGUCUAACUACGAAACCUGCCACUCAGUCACUGGCUCCUUGGAGGACAUCUGCAGCCAUCUACACGAGGAUAACAAUCUGGAUUUCCUCGAUGGCCUCGGGCCUCAGUUCAAAAGGCUCGCCGAGAUUUGCUGUGGCUCGGCCAUUAAACUCGAGGUCAGCUCCACUCCCAUGCCUCCCAAAACAGUCUCCUCCAGUUCACAAUUGGGUGUCAAAGUGGAAAGUGCUGUUGGUGGUGUCCACAGUGAGGCCGCCUCCGUCUCUGCAUCCAGCUCCUCCUCCACCAACCAAAUCACAACUACAGAUUAUGGAGAGAAUAUUAGCAGCGAAGGCGCCACAUCAACAACCACUGUAGGCCAAACUCUUUUCAUCCAGCAGCCAACUGUCUACCUUUCCUCUACCCCCAUGUACGUAGUGGAGCAACAUCAUCAGCCCACCUUGUUUCUGGCUUCUGCUCCAACCCUUCCCAGCCUGGGGUUGCAGCAAGCAAACACCAGAGUACUGGUGGAUCCCGGUAUUGGAGACACAGUGGUGCAUGAGUUCUCAGACCACCAUGACCAUCAGAGCACUGUUUCUGGUACUGUUCAGGUCGUAGAGAGCCAACGAAUGGAGAGAAUGGAGCCUGCGCAUGUCCUGCAGAGCUCCUCACACUCCAGCAUCAGCAAGAGUCCGAGUAUGCAAGCCAGAGGGCAAAGUGGAUGGUGA